CAAGGAAGGAGACUGUAUAUCUAUUACACAUUUUUCGGGUAUCAGUGUGCAAUCGUAGCCGAGUGAUGUUUUACCUGAAAUGAGACUCUUCCAUCUGUUGCUUAGUUGCAGGUAAAUACUAUGACGUGUGCAGCAUGUUGUGGCGUUAUGUAGAUGUGAGGUCGCUCGUCUUGUGCCAGCGGAAAAAUCUUCUGGAAUAUUAACCAUCAGUAAUUUGUUGUCUGAAAACUCGAAACGUUUUGGACGCGAUUAUUCCAGAUGUGUUGGACUAAUUUGCUGAAGAAAUUGAUUAGUGUGAAAUAGACACCAUUUACCUUUGGUUCCCUGUUUACGUUAAGAUCAGUAGACGUCCGAACUACAGGAGGAUGAAGAUCACUAUUCGUAAACAAGCGGUGAAGAAGUGCUCGGCAUGCUUCAUCUUAUUUUUUAUCAUCGUUUUUGUAUACCUGUUUUCGUUCUCGAAUUCUGCACAAAAAACAGUGAAGCAAAAACAGCACAAGAUACACCUGAUCGAGGACAAGAGACCACACCUUGUGUUAGGUGUACUGACACCCCACACAAAUAUUGAUUUGAGGGAGGGCCAGCGAUCAACAUGGUUAUCCACUAUACGGCAAUUACAUCACAAGCUGCCAUUUAAAAUAACCUACAAAUUCCUAAUAGAUCGCCCAACAAAUGAUACACUAUUAGAAAACAGAAAAUACAAUGAUAUUGUUUUUCUCAAUUCUACAGGCGAAGGUCGAGCGGUGAAAUUCGGAGAAAAAUUGUACAUAUGGUAUAGAUAUAUCUACGAGCAUCACCCAGAUGCUUUACUUGGAGCCAAGGUAGAUGAUGAUGUGUUUUUGUGUGUUCCUCAGAUUUUCAAAAGGAUUGAUCAAUUCAAAUCUUCAAAACUGUACUAUGGUUGGUCACAUGGCGCCGGAUGUAACGUCGACAUAGACCGGAGGAUAGAUGAAAUGUUUGUUGUUAUCGGCAAAGACCUGAUAGAAAGAAUCGCGAAGCGUAAAUAUUGUAUAGGAAAGCAUUGCAAUCCUAGUGUGGAUUUAAUAGACACGAACUACGGAGGUACGUCUAUUGGAUCCUGGCUAUCAAUAUACAAUGAUAUCGACCACCAGCCCGACAACUAUAGGAUCGUCCAAUUUGGCAGAGGUCAUCUUAAAGAAAUGCUAAAAAACAUCAAUGAAAAUUUCUGCUCAAGAUUUGUUCUGAACCAUAAAUCAACUGUUGAAGUGAUGAAACAGCUUCAUGACUAUAACAAACCCGGAUUUAAAUUACACAAUGGAUUUAUUGGUGCCGUGACAGGGAAUCUAUUUUCAGGGGAUAUCGUGAGGACAUCUAUGCCAAGGACGCUGAUUAAUCAUCCAUCUCCUGUAGCUAAAUUGGACAACAUGGCGGCCUGUGAUGCCUGGGCAGUGGUCACAACUAUUUUCUCUCCUUCGCAUGCCGUAAAACAUGUCUCAUCACUGUCAAACUGGUGUUUAGUCAUCGUAGCUGACACGAAAACCCCAGAUAAAAAAACAUAUCUUCGUGAAAUUGGAGUCACUGAUUAUAUCUCCAAAAGAGUAAAAUAUCUUUCAGUUAAGGAACAGCAAACACUUUACCCAUUGUUAUCAGAAGCAAUACCAACCAAACACUUUGGACGAAAAAAUAUAGGAUAUAUCUACGCUAUACACCACAAGGCGAAAUAUAUCUGGGACUUUGAUGAUGAUAAUUAUGGUACAGUGAAUUUGAAUGACUUCAUAACAGAUUACCCAUUGCCUUAUGUUACAGUCUGCAAAGGAGCGCAGAGUAAGAUUUAUAAUCCAUACCCGUAUUUUGGCGUGUCGGAAACUCUCACCUGGCCCAGAGGUUUUCCGCUCCAGUACAUAAAAAACAAAACGACCGUACCUGUACUUUGUAAAUCGAGAUCUCCUGUUGAACUCGGAGUAGUUCAAUCAUUAGCUAAUGAACAACCCGACAUAGACGCUAUUUAUAGAAUGACACGCGAAGCACCUUUCAACUUCACCGCGACGAGAAAGUCUCAUCAACCAUUUGUUCUACCAAGAAACACGUAUGCGCCAUUCAAUGCUCAAGCAACAUUGUGGUUAGCGCCGGCUUUCCCUUACAUGGCGCUUCCUAUCAGUGUGAAUGGCCGAGUUAGUGACAUAUGGAGAAGCUAUAUAGCACAAUACUUCUUUCACAAACGUGACAUUCGUGUUGCAUUUUCGUCACCUUAUGUAAUACAAGAAAGAAAUGAUCAUAAUGACUUAAAAGACUUCAAUGCGGAGUUAGAUAUAUAUCAAAAGAGUAAACAGCUCGUAGAUUUGCUCGCGUCUGAUAAUCCGGAUGAAGGUGAUGAUAUCGAUCUGGUAGAUAUGUAUACAAUUCUUUAUUCGAGACAGUAUUUAGAAGAAUUCGACGUUCAAUUCGCUCAAGCAUGGAUUCAGACAUUGGCGAACAUUAGCUAAUUAAUCUAGAUUACAAGAGUAAAAAUGUCCUAUAUCAGAGAUGUUCCGAGUUUAGGUAAUUUUUCUCGGUAAAUACAAAGGUCACGUAGAAGUUAAUAUUUUGAAUUUUAAAUGCAAUGAUAAUUCAUUCCAAGAUAAUACAACUACGUAUGUUCUGAGCUAGUGUGUUUUGUUAAGCCUUGAUAAAUAUACUGUUAACCGUACAAUAUCAUGGCCUAGUGGAAAAUAUAACCGAACAUACAGACUGUUAUACAAAGUGAACCUCUAAUCAGCCGAGCGGAGUGGGUGCUAACAAGUUUCUCCGGAAAUAUGUACGAGGUGUUCAAAUUCAUAAAUUAUGAGUUCUUACGUGUGUAAGGAGGUAUUAGCAAGAACACGUGACCAUCAACACAUUAUAUUAUGGUUAAUACUUUCAUCGUCUCUUUAUAUCGUACCAGGUCAUCAAUACAAAAGUCAUAUCAGGUCAUUCAUGAAGUCAUAUCGGGUCAUUAAUUAAGUUAUAUCGGGCCAACAGCAAUAGAGUAGUUAAGAAUUUGUGGCAAGCAUUAUGGCAACAAUUAUUUUAGAAUUUCUCACCACGUGGUACAUAUCAAGUACGUUAAAAUAAUGAAAUAUAACGAUAUUUUAAAGAAAAAAAGCAUUAUGGUAACGUGAAAAAUAUCAAAAUAUACUGAUAGUGUUAAGGCAAAUGAAUGUUUGUAUGUCCAGGUUUUUAAGUACACAUAAAGGUUUAGAUAGAUAUCAUUUAAGAUUUUUUCUUUCAAAUUUGUAAAAAUAUUAUUUGAAUAUUUUAUCGGGUUUUAUUUGUGAAGUGCCAUCAACUGUUGUUGAUUUAUGAUAUAAUCCAGUAACAGUUUGUCCACCUUCAUUAACAUUAAUAUCAAUUGUAUCACAUUACAAUUCAACGUUAAAUAAUUCUAUCAGUAUAUGACUUCGCUUCUUUUUCGCAUCGCAUGAAUUAUGACGUCACAAUAGACAGCGAAAUACAAGGAAUCUCCAUAUGUAUGUGUGAUAUACAGUCUUUAAUUAUCUCGAAAUCUGAUAACUUUGAAAAUUCAGUUCCGACCGUAAAAGAAUAUGUGUCAAAUAUACUUGGUUAUCUCGAAUAUUCCUCGAUAUCUCCUAGUUUUUAUACCCCACUGACUUCCAGAUAACGAUGUUUGACUGUUUUACGUUUUCAGUGGAGAGUGAACAUAGUAUUGGGACGUUUUCCUUAUAGGGAACAACCAACCAAUUGAAAAAAUAUAUUUUUGAAACAGCCCCUGUGUAUAGAAAGUUGAGCCAAGGAUAAAAUGUCUGGCAGCCACUGAUUGG
Messenger RNA from Pecten maximus, 3758 nucleotides. RefSeq lists its product as uncharacterized. The coding region runs from base 366 to 2444 and encodes 692 amino acids. The transcript is spliced from 2 exons. The record is from RefSeq and is a predicted model, not a curated record. NCBI's taxonomy places the organism in Eukaryota, Metazoa, Mollusca, Bivalvia, Pectinida, Pectinidae.